AUGCGCACCCCGAUGAACAGAAUCUCUCAAUUCACCCCGUCAGCUACAAUUACCCCUUCCACCUUUCUCACCUCAAGAUCUUUCUCCUCGACUCUCCUCUCCACGCCCACUCGCCUCCAAUCAAUGCAGACCGUUUCCUCCCGUUUGCCCUCGACAUCGGCCCUCACAAUCCCAUCUAUUCCCUCACUGCUGCCUCAGCAGAACCGUUCUUUCUCGGCUACUGCAUCCCUGGGGGUCAAGCGCUCUACAUUUCGCCCCUCGCGCCGAGUCCAGAAGCGGCGUCAUGGUUUCCUAUCCCGCAACACCGCCAGGAAAGGACGGUUGACAGUUAUCCGCCGGCGGCUGAAGGGUCGGAAGGCUGUGAGCUGGUGA
This is a messenger RNA of Penicillium macrosclerotiorum, 372 nucleotides long. RefSeq names its product mitochondrial 54S ribosomal protein bL34m. Gene Ontology annotation, molecular function: structural constituent of ribosome. Gene Ontology annotation, cellular component: mitochondrial large ribosomal subunit; ribosome. The record is from RefSeq and is a predicted model, not a curated record. Lineage: Eukaryota; Fungi; Ascomycota; Eurotiomycetes; Eurotiales; Aspergillaceae. The transcript is spliced from 2 exons. Gene Ontology annotation, biological process: translation. The coding region runs from base 1 to 372 and encodes 123 amino acids.